AUUGGAUGUGUCCGUGAGCGGAGAUUUUAGUAUAGAACACGGGUUAGAACGAUCGUUUUUCUGAAUAGAAAGAGAGAACAAAUUCAAGUACUAUUACCUGAAAGAUUUGAGCACGUUGACGCUUUCAACAAAGUUCAUUAAUCUAUUCGAAUGACGAUGACAGUGUGCUGACCGUCUUACCGAUUUGGAAGCUAUGGCGGCGAACAUCGCGGCACAGAGAAUUCAACGCGAAUUUAAAGAGGUUAUAAGGAGCGAGGAGGUUGCAAAAUGUGCGAUUAAAGUUGACUUGGUAGAUGAUAGUUUUACUGAAUUAAAAGGUGAAAUUGCGGGUCCACCAGAUACACCAUAUGAGGGAGGUAAUUUUGUACUCGAGAUUAAAGUUCCCGAGACAUAUCCCUUCAAUCCUCCUAAAGUGCGAUUUAUAACAAAAAUAUGGCACCCUAAUAUAUCUUCAGUAACAGGUGCUAUUUGUUUGGAUAUAUUGAAAGAUCAGUGGGCUGCUGCUAUGACUUUGCGUACAGUAUUGUUAUCAUUACAAGCUCUAUUAUCUGCAGCAGAACCAGAUGAUCCACAAGAUGCAGUAGUGGCUAGGCAAUAUAAAGAACAUCCAGAAAUGUUUCGUCAAACUGCCAAACAUUGGACAUUUGUAUAUGCAGGUGGACCAGCAAAGAUGCCUGAUUUAGAUGAUAAAAUAAGGCGACUAACAGAUAUGGGUAUUGAGGAACAUAAUGCAAGAGUUGCUUUAUCUUCAUAUAAUUGGGAUUUGGAACGUGCCACUGAGCAGCUCUUCAGUUAGUGAUAACUGUAUAGUUAAUCUGUCAUAUAAAAGCACUGCUCAUUUUGUCAUUACAAAACUUCUGUAACACCAUGCCCAAUUACUGAUACCAUAGCAGUUUCAUAAUCAAAUUCAGCACCUGUAACGACAAUAUUUCAAUGGCAAAAAAUUCACGGAAAAUUCAUUUCAAUAUUCUUAAAUAAUAGUCAUUUAUUUAACUUGUAAA
Habropoda laboriosa is the source of this 1001-nucleotide messenger RNA. RefSeq names its product ubiquitin-conjugating enzyme E2-22 kDa (gene Ubc4). Gene Ontology annotation, biological process: protein polyubiquitination; proteasome-mediated ubiquitin-dependent protein catabolic process. The record is from RefSeq and is a predicted model, not a curated record. The coding region runs from base 194 to 796 and encodes 200 amino acids. Gene Ontology annotation, molecular function: protein binding; ubiquitin conjugating enzyme activity. The transcript is spliced from 5 exons. Gene Ontology annotation, cellular component: nucleus. Lineage: Eukaryota; Metazoa; Arthropoda; Insecta; Hymenoptera; Apidae.